AGGCUUAAGGCAUAGCCUGGGUUUAUAGUGUGUCAUCUCGGCCCUGGUGUUCCUCCCUCGCAGAGUCUCUCGAUCCAUUCAUCCAGUCUCUCGAAGCAUGUCAAUGGCGAUAUUUCAGCACGUGGUCACAGCACCCUUUGCACGCGCCGUAAGGUUCCGUACCCUGACUGUCGCCUGUAGCACCGUAACUUUACCUUCUCUCAAGAAGAAGGCCGAGGCAUCAUCAAAAGUGGACUUGCAGUCGCAGGUUCUCCUCGGCAUGUCUGAGCAAGAGCUUCAACAACUUGCCGUCGAUUUCGGUCAGGAACGCUACAGAGGUAAACAAUUGCACCAUUUACUGUAUAAAAGAAAAGUUAAAGAAAUUCAAGACUUUAGUCAAGUGCCAUUGGCAUUCAGGAAUGAGUUGCAGGAAGCAGGAUGGAGAGUUGGGAGGUCACCAGUAUAUAAGAAUGUUACGGCAUCUGAUGGCACCAUUAAGUUACUGAUAAAAUUGGAGGACAACCGAUUGGUUGAAACUGUUGGGAUACCAGUGGAAGAUGAUAAAGGUUCAGUCAGGUUGACUGCAUGUGUCUCAUCCCAGGUAGGCUGUCCAUUGCGCUGUUCCUUUUGUGCCACUGGCAAGGGGGGAUUUGCAAGAAACCUUAAGAGGCAUGAAAUUGUAGAGCAGGUGUUGGCAAUAGAAGAUGUUUUCAAGCACAGGGUUACAAAUGUCGUGUUUAUGGGAAUGGGUGAGCCGAUGUUGAACCUUAAAGAAGUUCUUGAAGCACACCGUUGCCUGAAUAAGGAUAUCCAAAUUGGGCAGAGGAUGAUCACAAUAUCAACUGUUGGAGUUCCAAAUACAAUAAAAAAGCUGGCUUCUCACAAGCUUCAAUCGACGUUGGCUAUUAGCUUACAUGCUCCAAACCAGAAACUCCGCGAAAGUAUAGUACCAAGUGCAAAGUCCUAUCCUUUGGAAGCAAUCAUGAAGGAUUGCAGGGACUAUUUCCUUGAAACCAGUCGACGGGUGUCUUUCGAAUACACACUUUUAGCUGGAGUCAAUGACACCAUUGAGCAUGCGUUAGAGUUAGCAGAACUGCUUCAUGAAUGGGGUCGUAGUUACCAUGUCAACCUGAUACCGUUUAAUCCAGUUGAAGGAUCUGAUUACCAGCGUCCAUAUAAAAAAUCAACUCUUGCAUUUGCAGCCGCUCUGGAGUCCCGUAAAAUAACCGUCAGUGUCCGGCAGACUCGAGGUCUUGAUGCUAGUGCUGCAUGUGGACAGCUGAGAAAUCAGUUCCAAAAGAGCCCUCUGCUUACUGGUGCCGAGGACCAGCAAUCAAACUCAGAGAUUGCAGUUAGUUGUUGAUCCAGGAUUCACCUGUUGCUACCUUCUGCAAGUUAGGUGGAACAGCUGCUUCAUGGGGGUAAAGUCCUACUAGGUUAGCAUCACACUCAGCUCUCGUGGCAAUCAAUGGAUAACAUCCCACAGGAGCAGAAAAGAUUUUCAUCUUAACAAGAGGAUUAUUCAGUGAAAUUGAAGAAAAUUAUGAAAAACUGCAGAUUUUAUCAAAUGCAGGCGACAAUACUCGAGAGCUGAGAGGAAUUGCAAAUGGGGAUGGAGGUCUUAAAGUACAACAUGGUGUAUAUUUUUUCUUCAGGAAAUGGCAGUCUACGAACGAUUUUGUGAACUUGCUGAAGUUCAUUUAAGCUACGACUACAGUUUCGAUAUUGCUAAUAAGAGAGAGAUCACUUUUGAGCUCUUUCUAAAAUUCUCAGCCAUAUGUAAAAGGAAAAAUGAAGAGACAUUUGACACCCUAUGGAGACUAUUAUAUAUACCAACCUUCUGUGGCAAAAAUUGAAUUACACGAGACAGUCUCUCCACCCUGCUUAAAGGCAGAAGGUAACUUCCGCAGUCCGCCAAAGGCUAGUCGCCUAAGAAAAUUCCCCCGAGUCAAACUAAUUGCCAUGGAACAUCAGCCAUAUGCCUUUUCUAGCAAAUAAACUUCCAUUCGUACUGUACAGCGGGCCUUCAAAUAGGAGAGUACUUGAAGAGUAGAGGCAUCAAUCAUCAGACUUCUGCAUUCUGCAUGAUGUACAUACAGGUCAUCAGCAGUUAAAUAUUUCACAGACAAGCCCCUCGAAAUGCAAUCCCUGAAAGAGAGUCAACAAGUUAUCUCUUUUCUUUGAUAUCAUAAUAAGCUGUACUGAUUCCUCAAUCCUGUUGAACUGAUUCCGUUUGGCACUACUUCGUCAACAAUUUCGAUGUUAUUCUGUGCAAAAUAUAGGCAACUGAUAAUAAAUUGAGAGUACAUCAGUCAACAAUAUGAUUCUUCAGCUCACUACUACUACUUGAAUUGAUAAACAAAUGCUGAGUUGAUAAAGCAACGUUCAGGGGUGAGGCCAAAAAAGGAAGAGAAUAGUAUCGUACACAAGAACAAAUCAUUCAAGGGUGAGGCCAGAGAUGGUGAGUGGUUACAUAGGAAAUGAAGAGAGAAGGAAGGAUAGAUAAAGAAAGCCAGAGCCGUCUGGAAGAAUCCAAGUGCGAACCUCAUUUAACUCAAUGUUCACGCGCAUCUUUCCACUUCUUUGACGUUUUUACAACACUGCCCUUCAAAUCCUUGCAUUAUGGGAUUAGGUUUUCAGCACUAGUGACUGUUCAGUUUUCACGCGCCUCUUUCCACUUCCUUGACGUCUCCGAGCGCCCCCCUCAGUACUAGUAGUAGAGUCCACACUCCACAGGUUUCCGGCGCUCUUGUCGAAUUUCACUUUCCGUUCAUCGUCGCUUCAAAGAAUCGAAAAUAUCAAAGUCAUUGCAAUUAUUCUUGAUUUUUUCUUCCACUUUGGUUCUCUGUAAUUUCUUCAGGGAGCAUUUGAAGUCCUUAUAUCGUCAAAGAAGUUGUUGCCAGGGACCUGCUGUAACUCAGAUUUCAGCAAUGGCGGUAGGGCUUGCUGAAGGGUAGUGCUUGAUUAUUGUCCCAUGUUACAACACGUGUAGCAAAGAAACCACUAUACAAGUUUUUCAAUAGCUGAGAAUUUUAUGAACAUAAACAUAAAAAAGGAAACAUAAACAUUACCAAGCGACCUCUCAGUGAUUGGCAGCAGCGAAAUGUUGCUACUUCUGGCUCCCACCUCCCUCUUCUUUUUGGUUUUAGUCCGCAAUCUGCAGUGCAGUAAUGAGCUCCGAGAGAAACCCCAGAAUUGAGAUUGAAGUUUAGAGGUCUAAUUAAAGAUCAAUUUAGAGGGGAAUCUGAGUUUCUUAUUGGGACGGGACAUUUGGAGGAGAGUUAGAGUUUCUUAAAACCACGGCUGCCUUCAAUAUCCGGUUCAAACAUUAUUAGACUUCUAAACCCGAGUGUUGCUCACUGGACCGAAGCGGCCUGACUUAUAAGUCAUAACAUGCUCCAUCAGCAGUCAGCACUCACACUAUAAAGUUUAGGGCUUGGUUUAUCACAGCAGAAGCAGGCAGAUUCCUUGCUCUGGUUUUCGUUCAAUCAUCUUUCAAGAAUCGUCGUUUUAACAGAAAACAAAAAUUAUUCCUCGCGAAAUGAAGCAAAACUUUGACAUUUUCUUCUGUGCUGUUUAUUUUGGGCCGCGAAGAGCUUCCGGGAGGUCAAGCCCAGAUUGAUCAUGACAGAUAGAGGAGAUUGACAUUGAUCUGGCCAUUGGGCUCCUGGAAAGGCAUCUCUUAUCAUACUGGGCCUCAUAAUUAUCAAGAGUAUAACGCUCUUUCUGGCGAUUGCCGGCUGGAGGGUCGUCUUGUACAAAGGGUUUGCGAACUUGGGAAGUGGAAAAUGAAUCAGAAAUUUGGAGGGGGGAAACCGCCAACUGGAACGCCGUCGUUAGCUUGGUCGUGCGCUGUCGUGAUCGUUUCGCUCCUCGCCGGUGCCUCGGUCGUCCACAACAUCUAUAAGCCUGAUCUGACUUUGCCUCCAAUUGAGAAAAGCGUUGAUGGGGCUCAACGAGAACCCGUGGAAAAACACUGAUGAAUUUCCAGUUUCACUUGUCUGUUGAGCUGUAAUUCAGGAGUCAGUCGCUACCAGCAGUGGUGCUUCAUAACUUUAUACAUUUGAAACUUUUUUUUAAGUAUAUACAAUUUCAUGAGUUCCACUGUGA
This is a messenger RNA of Coffea arabica (coffee), 4089 nucleotides long. NCBI's taxonomy places the organism in Eukaryota, Viridiplantae, Streptophyta, Magnoliopsida, Gentianales, Rubiaceae. The record is from RefSeq and is a predicted model, not a curated record.